Molecule: messenger RNA, 696 nt
Organism: Dichotomopilus funicola
Lineage: Eukaryota; Fungi; Ascomycota; Sordariomycetes; Sordariales; Chaetomiaceae
Exons: 4
Coding region: 1-696 (231 amino acids)
Source: RefSeq, a predicted model, not a curated record
AUGAAGCCUGCUUCGAAGAGUUUCCUACUGGCACAAUGCGCCUCCUGGGCAGCUAUCGCCCAAGGCCAUGUUGUUCUGACUUAUCCAGAAUGGAGGGGCAACAAUCUCGGCCAAGACGACCAAUCGCCGUUUGGAAUGCAAUGGACGUACCCAUGCGGCGGGUUGUCCGUCACAACGAACCGAACGAGUUGGCCGCUAGACGGUGGUGCCAUUGCAUUCCAACCGGGUUGGUACACUGGCCACGAUACGGCGUUAAUUUACAUCAAUAUUGGACUCGGGGAACAACCUGCGAAUUAUUCCUGGCCCAUCACUAAACUCUUUCUCGACGGGCCAACCAAUAACCCGUAUCCGGGCACUGUUUGCCUGCCAAAGGUUACCCUGCCAAAAGAAGUGCGAAGCCAAAUCAAAAACGGGGACCUCGCAACGAUUCAAGUGAUUGAGGCGUCACAGCAUGGGGCUGGGCUAUUCAGCUGUGCCGACAUCAUCUUCACUAGAGACCCGAACCAGAUCCCCGACGUCAACGAAGACAACUGCUUCAAUUCGACUAGUAUCAAGAUAUCCGACGUGGCUAUCCUCGGCACGUCUGAGCUAGCCUCUGCCUGCGCGGGGCUCGACGACACGACCUCGAAAACUACGAACACCGCGACGACGGCGUCGCGCGGCAUUUGCGCCGGCCACAUCAACUUCAUGACAUAG